Molecule: messenger RNA, 2355 nt
Organism: Heterobilharzia americana
Lineage: Eukaryota; Metazoa; Platyhelminthes; Trematoda; Strigeidida; Schistosomatidae
Source: the annotation of a GenBank genome assembly
AUGUCAGGUCCAGAAAUAUGUCAAUCUAGUGAUCCUGUAGUCGAGAAGAAACGCAAACCUAACCGCUUAAUUGUCGAUAGUACCAUCAAGGAUGACAAUUCGGUUGUUUCUAUGUCUCAGGCCAAAAUGGAUGAGUUGCAGCUGUUCCGCGGUGAUACUGUAUUCAUCAGGGGCAGGAAAAGAAAGGAAACCAUCUGUGUGGCACUGCCUGACGAAACCUGUCCAGAUGACCAUAUUCGCACAAACCGUUGUGUUCGCAUCAAUUUGCGGGUGAAACUAGGGGAUGUUGUUACAGUUACGUGCUGUCAGGACAUAGUAUACGCAAAACGUAUCCACGUUCUGCCUAUUGACGAUACUAUUGUUGGUCUUACUGGAAACUUGUAUGAAGUCUAUAUAAAACCAUACUUUUUGGCUGCCUAUCGACCAGUGCGGAAAGAUGAUAUAUUCAUUGCGCGUGGUGGACUGAGAGCUGUUGAGUUCAAGGUUAUUGAAACGGAUCCAUCACCGUACUGCAUUGUUGCACCUGACACCAUUAUUCAUACGGAAGGUGAUCCCGUGAAAAGAGAGGACGAAGAGGAAAGGAUGAAUGAAAUAGGCUACGAUGACAUUGGAGGUUGUCGUAAACAGUUAGCUCAAAUAAAGGAGAUGGUGGAAUUACCUCUUCGUCAUCCCCAGUUGUUCAAAAUCAUAGGUGUGAAACCUCCUCGGGGUAUACUCCUCUACGGACCUCCUGGUACUGGUAAGACUUUGGUUGCUCGUGCGGUAGCUAAUGAGAGUGGAAGCUUCUUCUUCCUCAUUAAUGGACCUGAAAUCAUGUCAAAAUUGGCUGGGGAGUCGGAGUCUAAUCUGCGAAAGGCUUUCGAGGAAGCGGAAAAAAACGCACCAGCCAUAAUCUUCAUUGACGAGCUAGACGCCAUUGCUCCAAAAAGGAAAAGACUCAUGCAGAGAAGUCAUGUGAUUGUUAUGGCUGCUACGAAUCGACCCAAUAGCGUUGAUCCUGCGCUUAGACGUUUCGGUCGUUUUGACCGUGAGAUAGAGAUAGGUAUUCCUGAUAGCAUUGGACGGUUGGAGAUUUUACGAAUACAUACGAAGAAUGUACGUCUUGCUAAUGAUGUCGACUUAGAACAAAUUGCCAACGAGGCACAUGGUCAUGUAGGAGCUGAUUUAGCAUCACUGUGUUCUGAGGCUGCAUUGCAACAAAUACGAAAUAAGAUGGACCUUAUUGAUUUAGAAGAUGAUACGAUUGAUGCUGAAGUAUUGAACUCGUUGGCCGUAACAAUGGAUGAUUUUCGCUGGGCUUUAGGAAAGAGCAAUCCUUCUGCACUGCGUGAGACAACGGUUGAAGUACCUAAUGUAACAUGGAAUGACAUUGGUGGUCUAGAGACUGUUAAACAAGAGCUACAGGAACUAGUACAAUAUCCGGUUGAACAUCCAGAUAAAUUCCUGAAGUUUGGUAUGACUCCAAGUAAAGGAGUUUUGUUUUAUGGUCCUCCCGGAUGUGGUAAGACUUUGCUAGCAAAAGCUAUCGCUAACGAGUGCCAAGCUAAUUUCAUCAGCAUUAAAGGACCGGAACUGCUGACUAUGUGGUUUGGUGAGUCGGAAGCAAACGUUCGAGAUAUUUUUGACAAGGCGCGACAAGCAGCACCAUGUGUUCUUUUCUUUGACGAACUGGACUCCAUUGCUAAGGCCCGUGGAGGUAGUGUUGGAGAUGCUGGAGGCGCUGCAGAUCGGGUUAUCAACCAACUCUUAACAGAAAUGGAUGGGAUGUCUGCUAAAAAGAAUGUGUUUAUCAUUGGUGCAACUAACCGUCCGGACAUUAUUGAUGGGGCUAUUUUACGUCCUGGAAGACUUGACCAACUUAUCUAUAUCCCGCUACCAGAUGAAUCCUCAAGGGUUAACAUUUUAAAGGCCAAUCUGCGUAAAUCACCGAUCGCCAAGGAUGUUGACCUUAACUACCUGGCCAAAGUCACUCAGGGAUUUUCGGGCGCCGACCUCACUGAAAUUUGUCAGCGCGCAUGCAAACAGGCUAUUCGGGAAUGUAUUGCGGCGGAAAUAACUGCUGAACGAGAAAGAAAGACCAAACCAAAUGCUAUGGAAGAUGAUAGCGAUCCGGUACCAGAAAUAACACGACAUCAUUUUGAAGAAGCUAUGCGUUUCGCCAGACGUUCAGUUACUGAGAACGAUGUGCGGAGGUAUGAAAUGUUCGCACAGACACUUCAACAGUCCAGAGGAAUAGGUAGUAACUUCAGGUUCCCAGGAUCCGAUGGUCCCGGAGUGACACCCACAGGUCCUGGUGCUCAAGGUGGAGGACCGACGUAUGGCGCCCACAAUGAUGUGGAAGAUUUAUACAAUUAG